Molecule: messenger RNA, 852 nt
Organism: Arabis nemorensis
Lineage: Eukaryota; Viridiplantae; Streptophyta; Magnoliopsida; Brassicales; Brassicaceae
Source: the annotation of a GenBank genome assembly
AUGGUGCACGGUGGACAAGUUCAGCCCGAGAAGAGAAGUUUUGAUAUUUUAUCUGUAGCAACGGAGAGAAUGGUUAGAUUUUUUAGUGAUAAGGGAAAAGGGAAAAGGUCGAGUAGUGAAGCUAGUAGCGAGGAGGUUGAAGAAGAAAUGAGUCUUAGGGCAACAAAAAGCUUUUCCUUGCGUAAACGGAAACUUGCCGAGCACGCGAGUCAAAACCAGCAACAAAACCCUAAUCGUGUUGCUUCUUCUUCAAGUUCGUACCACGUUGCGUCCAAGAGGCGUCUCGUGGUACCCAACGAACCCGUUAGGGAAAUAGAGCCAGUUAGGGAAAGAGAAGCACCGGCUAGAAAAAGAAAGCCGGUUAUAAGAGAGGUGGUGGUUAGAGAGAGGCCGGAGGAAACGCCGGAAUGGCUUGUCAACUUGAUGAGAGAAGAGAACGGUUUCGAUGCGAAGCUGAUAAUCGAAAAGGAACUUACUGCAACUGAUAUUGCCAAACACCAAAACCGUCUCUUGAUUCCGUUGAACAUGAUAGUGGAAGAGGACUUUUUGAACGAGGAAGAGAUGAGGUUCAUAACGGAUCAUCGCCUCAAGAGGCGUGUCAAAGGAGUUGAUGUCAUCUUUGUUGGGUUUGAGGGUCAAAAGUGCGAGCUUAACUUUAGGAGAUGGGAUAUGAAAAGCUCUGCCAAUUACGUCUUGAUUUCCGGAUGGCACAAUGCAGCCACAAAGAGGAAGACGAGAAGCCGUCGAGUUUGGGUUUCACCCCCGGAUCUGGCUACUAGAGAUUGUGACCACGACGACCAAAGGAGGCGCGAGGAUCCGGACCUUUAUAUAUUGGCAAUGUAUUGCGACUAG